Messenger RNA from Dendronephthya gigantea, 1389 nucleotides. RefSeq names its product deleted in malignant brain tumors 1 protein-like. The record is from RefSeq and is a predicted model, not a curated record. The transcript is spliced from 6 exons. The coding region runs from base 1 to 1389 and encodes 462 amino acids. Lineage: Eukaryota; Metazoa; Cnidaria; Anthozoa; Malacalcyonacea; Nephtheidae. Gene Ontology annotation, cellular component: membrane.
AUGGCUGGUCGUCACCGGCGAAUAUUCGAAUUAAAGUUGGACGAGUUGGACAAAGUUGUGAAUGAAACAGUUGAUGCUUCCUGCACUUUGCAUGCUUGUGAUUGCCCAUGCACACAAACAGUAAAUUCUGAAGUUGGAGACAAGAAGAUCUUAGUCAGUUGGACAGAACCUAAGCCUAGAUGCCCGGCAACACCAAAUCCCGCCAAUCCGAAACUUAUUGGCUUGUUUUCUAUUGGUAUUUACACGCUGUACUACUAUUACACGUACAGCGACAAGUAUGGAACAUUUGGCAUCCAAUGUCAUGUAAUUGCUGUCACAGCUUAUAUAACGCUGAGGUUACAAGGAUCUUUAAGUAAAAAUGGAACAGGACGUGUUGAAGUAUUCUUCAAUAGACAAUGGGGAACAAUUUGUGCUCAUGGAUGGGAUUUAAGAGAUGCUAGAGUUGUCUGUCGUCAACUUGGUUAUAAAGAUGCUGUUAGAGCUCCUUACGGAGCUCAGGUUCCCGAUGGUUCUGGACAGAUAUGGUUAGACGAGGUUGGAUGCAAAGGAAUGGAGAAAAAUUUGAUAAGUUGUUCUCAUAGAGGAUGGGGAAAACAUGAUUGCACUCAUUACGAAGACGCUGGAGUAGAAUGUGUUUCAACAGAUAUUCCAGCUGAUAUAACGCUAAGGUUACAAGGAUCUUCAAGUAAAAAUGGAACUGGACGUGUUGAAGUGUUUUUCAAAGGAGAAUGGGGAACAAUUUGUGAUUAUGGAUGGGAUUUCAAAGAUGCUAGAGUUGUGUGUCGUCAACUUGGUUAUCAAGAUGCUGUUAGAGCUCUUCAAGGAGGUCAGGUUCCUCAUGGUUCUGGACGGAUAUGGUUAGCCGCGGUUGGAUGCAAAGGAAUGGAGCAAAAUUUGAUAAGUUGUGUUGUUCAUAGAGGAUGGGGAGAUCAUUAUUGCAUGCAUACCGAAGACGCUGGAUUAGAAUGUGUUUCACCAGUAUGCAUAUGUCCUUGGACCCAAAUAGUGAAAGCAGAAGUACGAAAGGGUGAGACAAAGGUGUUGGUGAGUUGGUCGAAACCUGUUCCCUCUUGCCAGACCACAGCAAGCCCAGAUAAUCCCCAAACUACCUCUGGAUGGUUCUGUGUUGGUGAACACACUCUAAUAUACAAGUAUACGCGCAGUACCAGUUCAUAUAUUACUGAUAUACUAUGUCAUGUGGAAAUUCAUGUCACAGGAAAGGAUUGUGGUCGCACGGAUUAUAAUCAAAUCACUCAUGUUUGCUGCUGUGGUGAAGUUCACAGGAAGAAAUCUGACUUCAAAUGCUGCGGUACAGAAUACUACAAUCCUAAUAAUAAGAAAUGUUGCCGAGGAGGAAUCGUUGUCAUCUUUGGAGAACGUUGCCCUUAA